UUGGAUAAAAAAUAAAUAUUAUUAAUAUGGAAGAAAAGUAAAAAUAGCAAUUACAAAUACAGCAACUUAUUUACUGGCUAUACUGGCCGCUAGUAGUAAGCAAUUCGCUGAAAGCAGAAAAAGGCGACUACUAAGAAAAGAUUAUUGCAUACCGGGCCGAAACGACUUCCAGUUCAAAAAAACAUUAUAUCGUUUAAGCUUCAGAAUUUCUAGAAACAGCUUUUCAAUUAAAAAUUUGCAAGUACCCAUCAAAUAUAAUAAAAUGCUAGGAGCAAAUGCUUCCUCUUGUUUGAAUUUCAUACGAAACUGCGAGUGGAGACUUCUGGUUGUUAUUGUCUGGAAUGAAUUUUAAAUGUGGCAUCACAUUCCUUGCUGAAAAGUGCAAUACAUUUUUGUUUUGUAAAAUCAGCUGUUUGUCGGUGAAUUGCGGUGAUCGUAGUUAUUUCUUAACCAGGUUUUCGUGAUUUCUUAUAAUUUCUUAUUGGCAUACGAGGAUAUACAAUAAUGGCAGAUAUUGAUGGAGAAGACCCAAAAGAGUAUCGCUGGGAAACCGGCUACGAAAAAACAUGGGAAGCCAUCAAGGAGGAUGAUGAUGGACUGCUGGACGGCGCUAUAGCCGAUAUUAUACAAAAAGCCAAGCGGAAGCGGCAGGCGCAAAAGACGCAGCAGAACCGUCUGGGAAUGAUGAGACAUCUAUACAUUGUACUGGAUUGCUCCGAGUCAAUGACGGUGCCUGAUUUGAAACCCACACGAAUGUUGUGCACGAUUAAGCUUUUGGAAAUCUUUGUUCAAGAAUUCUUUGACCAGAAUCCUAUCAGCCAGUUGGGUAUGAUUGCACUGAAAGGAAAACGAGCCGAAAAGUUGACUGAGCUAACUGGCACAUCGAAGUUACAUUUAAAAGCUCUGGAAAGCAUUAGUAAAAUUCCCCUCACAUGUGAGCCUUCAUUGCAGAAUGGUCUCGAUCUGGCCAUGAAAGCAUUAAAGGUUGUGCCCAGUCACGCUUCGCGCGAAAUACUCAUAAUUAUGGGUUCACUGACAACAUGCGAUCCGGUCGACAUAAAUAGUACAAUCGAUGGCCUUAAAGCCGACAACAUACGCUGCUCCGUAAUCUCGCUUUCUGCUGAGAUACACGUUUGUCGUCAUCUCACGCAACAAACUCAAGGCACUUAUGGCGCUGUUCUCGAUGAUGCACAUUACCGUGACCAAUUGCUGGCACAUGUAGAUCCACCGCCAGCGGCGCAAACGCAGGAGAACUCUUUAAUAAAAAUGGGCUUUCCACAUGCGAAGACGGACGGUGGCAAGGACCCUCCACUUUCGAUGUGUAUGUGUCACAUUGAAAAUACAGAAGAACCAAGUAAGCUCACCUCCGGUGGUUACCAUUGUCCGCAGUGUUUUAGUAAAUAUUGUGAGUUACCAGUUGAAUGUCAGACCUGUGGUUUGACAUUGGUAUCAGCGCCACAUUUGGCUCGCUCCUAUCACCAUCUUUUUCCUGUGCAACACUUUACAGAACUGGAAUUCAAUGGACAGGCUGCGAAUUGCUAUGCUUGUCAAAAGCCGUUAACAGAAGCAACGGACAAAAAUGUGUAUCGCUGUGAGAAAUGCUUGCAAGUUUACUGCAUUGAUUGUGACAUUUUUAUUCAUGAUACUCUGCACACAUGCGUCGGCUGUAAUACAGCUAAACCACAUAGAAAAUAGUAGUUGAUGUACGUAAUAAAAAAAAAUAAUAAAUAAAUAAAAUUUACUUAUUUUA
Molecule: messenger RNA, 1750 nt
Organism: Anastrepha obliqua
Lineage: Eukaryota; Metazoa; Arthropoda; Insecta; Diptera; Tephritidae
Gene: Ssl1
Product: general transcription factor IIH subunit 2
Exons: 4
Coding region: 505-1695 (396 amino acids)
Biological process (GO): regulation of transcription by RNA polymerase II; nucleotide-excision repair; DNA-templated transcription
Cellular component (GO): transcription factor TFIIH holo complex; transcription factor TFIIH core complex
Molecular function (GO): zinc ion binding
Source: RefSeq, a predicted model, not a curated record